Messenger RNA from Hemicordylus capensis (graceful crag lizard), 2830 nucleotides. It is a transcript of the gene SLC7A5, whose product is annotated as solute carrier family 7 member 5. Gene Ontology annotation, cellular component: membrane. Bases 418 to 2022 code for a protein of 534 amino acids. Lineage: Eukaryota; Metazoa; Chordata; Lepidosauria; Squamata; Cordylidae. The transcript is spliced from 10 exons. Gene Ontology annotation, molecular function: neutral L-amino acid transmembrane transporter activity; L-amino acid transmembrane transporter activity. The record is from RefSeq and is a predicted model, not a curated record. Gene Ontology annotation, biological process: amino acid transmembrane transport; neutral amino acid transport.
GCCGCCUCGCCGUCCCUUCCCCAAGGCGGCGGUGGCGGCGGCGGGCUUGGCGGCGCCCCAGCCGGCCACGCGCUCCUCGGAGGGGGCAGCUGCCCCCGCCCCGCCCUCCCAAGGGAGGCGCCGGCACCAUAUAAGGGGCGCGCGGAGGAGCAGGCGCCGGGUCGUUGCUGCCGGCGCGCGAAAGCCGCGAGAAGGAGCUGCCGGCCGGCCGCUCGCUCGCUCGCUCGGUGGCGCGUCCUGCGGGUGCCGGCGAGGGGGGCUCGAGAGCCGGCUCGGACCGGUGCUGCCGCUGCUGCUGCUGCCGCCGCCACAGCAGCGGGCGCCCUCGGCUCUCUGCCUGCCCUUUCUCUCCCGGCCAGACCGGCGGCGGCGGCGGCGGCGGCGGUUCCGUCUCCCCACCGCGCGCCCGGCCUCGCCAUGUCUGGCGGCGGCGUGGUGAAGAAGCGCGGCUCGGCCGCCUCGCCGGAGGAGGAGAAGAUGCUGGCGGCGGCGGCGGCGACGGGGGGCUCCGGGGACGCGCCUCCGCAGCAGCUGCAGCAAGAGCAGGAGGCCGGGGGCGGCGGCGUGUGCGCGUCGGCCUCCUCGGGCGCGGGCGGCGAGGCGUCGGAGGAGCCCGGCGGCGGCGGCGUGGCGCUGAAGCGCACCAUCACGCUGCUGAACGGGGUGGCCAUCAUCGUGGGCACCAUCAUCGGCUCGGGCAUCUUCGUGACGCCGACGGGGGUGCUGCGCGAGGCCGGCUCGCCGGGGCUCUCGCUGGUGGUGUGGGCGGCCUGCGGCGUCUUCUCCAUCGUGGGCGCGCUCUGCUACGCCGAGCUGGGCACCACCAUCUCCAAGUCGGGCGGCGACUACGCCUACAUGCUGGAGGUCUACGGCUCGCUGCCCGCCUUCCUCAAGCUCUGGAUCGAGCUGCUCAUCAUCCGGCCCUCCUCGCAGUACAUCGUCGCCUUCGUCUUCGCCACCUACCUGCUCAAGCCCCUCUUCCCCGCCUGCGCCGUGCCCGCCGCCGCCGCCAAGCUCGUCGCCUGCCUCUGCGUCCUGCUGCUCACGGCCGUGAACUGCUACAGCGUGCGAGCUGCCACCCGCGUGCAAGAUGCGUUUGCGGCCGCAAAGCUGCUGGCGCUUGCCUUGAUCAUCAUCCUCGGCUUCGUGCAGCUUGGAAAGGGCGAGGUGUCCAAUCUCAGCCCGGAGCACUCCUUCGAAGGCACGAAAAUGGAAGUCGGGAACAUUGUCCUCGCUCUGUACAGCGGCCUCUUUGCCUACGGAGGCUGGAAUUACUUGAAUUUCGUCACAGAAGAGAUGAUUAAUCCUUACAGAAACCUGCCUCUCGCCAUCAUAAUCUCCCUGCCCAUUGUCACCCUGGUCUACGUGUUGACCAACCUUGCGUACUUCACGACUCUAUCAGUGGAUGAGAUGCUGUCGUCUGAAGCCGUUGCCGUGGAUUUUGGAAACUACCACUUGGGGUUCAUGUCCUGGAUCAUCCCUGUCUUUGUCGGUCUGUCGUGUUUUGGGUCUGUCAAUGGGUCCCUCUUCACUUCGUCCAGGUUGUUCUUUGUCGGUGCCCGUGAAGGCCAUUUGCCGUCUGUCCUGUCCAUGAUUCACCCCAGGCUCCUCACUCCGUUGCCCUCCCUCAUCUUCACAUGCAUCAUGACGCUGCUCUACGCCUUCUCCAACGACAUCUUCUCCGUGAUCAACUUCUUCAGCUUCUUCAACUGGCUGUGUGUGGCUCUGGCCAUCAUCGGCAUGUUGUGGCUGCGGUACAAGAAGCCCGAGCUCGAGAGGCCGAUUAAGGUGAAUCUCCUUUUGCCAGUCUUCUUCAUCCUGGCUUGCGUCUUCCUCAUCGUCGUCUCCUUCUGGAUGACCCCAAAGGAAUGUGGCAUCGGCUUCACCAUCAUUCUCAGCGGAGUCCCUGUUUACUACUUUGGCGUCUGGUGGAAGAGCAAGCCGAAAUGGCUUCUCCAGGGCAUCUAUUCCACAACAGUCCUGUGUCAGAAACUCAUGGAGGUCGUCCCUCAGCAGUCUUAAAGAUGGGGGAAACGUCGACAUUCGGUUCAAGCCAACGCACAAUAUUAUUUUAGAAAUACGAGCACUCCUGAUUUCUCAUUUAAAAUAAAGUCUAAGUCAGGGACUCGAGGUGAACAGUCCCCACCGCCCUGCAGCCCGCAUGCCCUGACCGUCCCGUUCCUCGCUUUCUUCCUUGACCAAGCCAGGCAGCUGACAAACAACAGAGGAGGAAGAAUUCUGGGUGUCACUUCAGUCUCGGGAGAGAAGCUUCUGCUGGGAACUUCAAGAGGCCUCAAGAAAUCUGCUCAGUGGGAAGCCAAGAGGACAUUACGUUUACAUGUGUGGCUGGACCCUUAGGUCUGUUUUCAAUUUGUUCUCUUAUUUUUUUAAAUUUUUAUUUAGUGAGAGGUUUAAUUUCUCCACCCCAGGUCCUGUUAUGAAAGCUGCCAAGAAUCACUGGCAUUCCACAGGUGCCUUCGCAGAAAUUGAUCGCCUGCAGACCAAUCCACCUGGCGACACAGGACCUCCAUGGAGAAAUUUUUUUGCCUGAGUUCUACACUCCUUGGCACACAGACAGGUGGGUGCUUCUUUUCCUGCCCACCAAAGAAAUCAUUGGACUCUGGUCUCUCCCUAUGGACCUGCACAGCCAUCAGCAAGUUCUGAUCCAGACAGACCUCACUACCCCAACAUGAACCUUUUUAAAAAAACCUUUUAUUUUAAUUAUUAAUAUUUUUUUAGGGAAUCUUUUUAUUUAACAGUUUUUCCCCUAGGGCUCCAUGUAGUUCUUCUGUUUGUAUUGUGUUACAAAUAAACAUUUUGUAUGCUGUCA